Molecule: messenger RNA, 600 nt
Organism: Zootermopsis nevadensis
Lineage: Eukaryota; Metazoa; Arthropoda; Insecta; Blattodea; Termopsidae
Source: RefSeq, a predicted model, not a curated record
UGGUAAACAGAGUGUAGAAGGAGCGGUGUGAGGAAGGAUGUAUAAGUCUAAAGCUCCUAGAUUUCCGCAAGGCAAGAUCUCUGCGUCCUCUCCGAGGUAUGAGGCAAAGGACAACAAAGGAAAGCGUCAAGUCCCAUAUAAUAAACAGAAGACUUCCAGGUUUGAUGCGAGGCCAUGCAAAAUCCACGGUGAAGUUGGAGGAACGUCCAGGGAAAGAACUGGAAGGCUGGGAAGUAAAACAUCAUACACACAAAAAAUCAGGACUGAUUCUUCUCCUUCAACAUCAAAAAUAAGAACACAACAUUCCAUGAGGUUGGAUGAGAAUGAGCUGAAUCACAUGCGAGCAGAGUUCCUUAGACUAAAGAAACGAUAUGACUCAAUGAAACCCAAUUUUAUUAAUCGACAGGAUAGAAUCAUAAAAUUGCAUACAAGCCUUGUUGAACUGCAUGACCAGAUAAUGAAAUUAGGUGGAACAGAUUUAGAAGUAGACAACCUUGAAAUAGUUGCCUUCUCCCACACACAAUACAACAAGAAAAAAGAUGAAGUCGACUAGAAUCCUGGUGUCAGCACAAUUAAGGGUAAGCCAAAGCUUUCAUGAUA